Molecule: messenger RNA, 1440 nt
Organism: Anopheles coustani
Lineage: Eukaryota; Metazoa; Arthropoda; Insecta; Diptera; Culicidae
Product: angiopoietin-1-like
Exons: 4
Coding region: 1-1440 (479 amino acids)
Source: RefSeq, a predicted model, not a curated record
AUGAGAACGUUCUUUCUAGUACUGACGCUUGCGCUGGCGCUGGCCAGCGCCGCCUCGACGAGCGAUACGAAGGAGACCGACGUGAAGAUCCCGGAGGAGGUGGCCGAGGAGAUCGCCGCCAGUGACGACGUCAAGUCGAGCGACGAUGUGCGUGACUACCACUACUACAACGUGGUGCACGGAAGCCAGUCCGAAAGUGGCCGUCCGGCAAACUACGCUCCGGCCAAGAUCGGCUACGGAGGUGGUGGCUACGAAGGAGAAUACGAGGGCGGCGAAGGCUACGAGGGUGGAUACGAAGGUGGCAACGCUGGCGGUUACGGCGGCAGCUCGGGUGGCUACGGAGGUGGCAGCUCGGGAGGCUACGGAGGCGGCUAUGGUGGUGGCGCUAGCUACCCGACGCGCCCACCGAAGCCCGACACCGGUUUUGAUUUCCCGAAACCGAAGCCCCCGCCGAAGUGCAACUGCAAGGACAUCAUCGAUCAGAUCGACGAGCUGGACGAGAAGAUCGUCAAGUCGCUCCUGGACCUCGAGAUCAAGGCCGACAGCAUCCAGGGCGAUGUGGCCAUCAUCCACAAGGAAACCGAGAAGGUCGCCUUCACUACGUCCCAGACGCAGCUGAUCGCUAACGCCGUCGACAACCAGUUGAACAUCGUGCGCCAGAACCUGACCAUCAUCGAGUCGGAUGUUGAUGAGCUGACGCAGUUCCAGCAGAACGUGCCUGACCGUACCUACCUGAUCGAGGCGCUGUUCGGCCUGAAGUGCAGCUACGAACGCAAGACCAAGCGAGGAGAUGAUCGUAUCUACUCUUCCUGCGACGAUCCCAGCAUCAAGAAGACCGGUAGCUACUGGAUCAAGGCCAACUUCUUCAAGCCAGUAAAGGCGGUCUGUCUGCUCGACUACGGCGGCCGGUGGAUGGUCAUCCAGAACCGUUUCGACGGUAGCGUUGACUUCUACCGCCCAUGGAGGGAGUACAAGUACGGAUUCGGCAACAACGAGGGUGGCGAGUACUGGCUCGGUCUAGACCGUAUCCACCAAAUUACCAGCAGCGGCUCGUAUGAGCUCCUGAUCGUGCUGGAGGACUUCGAGAAGAACAUCACCUACGGCAAGUACGAGCAGUUUGCCAUCGGUGGUGAAAACGAGCAGUACAAGAUCCAGAAGCUGAAGUCGUUCGUCGGCAGUGCCGGUGACUCGUUCAUGGCUGAGGGCAUGCGCUUCUCCACCUACGACUUCGACAACGAUCGGUUCGACCAGAACUGCGCCGCCGUCACGCACGGUGCCUGGUGGUACAAGUCCUGCGGUGACAGCAAUCUGAACGGUCUGUACCUGAACGGUCCCACUCUGGAGAAGACCGGUAUCUUCUGGUACACCUUCCGUGGGUACAACUACAGCCUGAAGAAGACGCGAAUGAUGAUCCGACGCCGGGAGGGAUCCGGUUAUUGA